Synchiropus splendidus (mandarinfish) is the source of this 944-nucleotide messenger RNA. It is a transcript of the gene gstk1, whose product is annotated as glutathione S-transferase kappa 1. Gene Ontology annotation, molecular function: glutathione transferase activity; glutathione peroxidase activity. The record is from RefSeq and is a predicted model, not a curated record. NCBI's taxonomy places the organism in Eukaryota, Metazoa, Chordata, Actinopteri, Syngnathiformes, Callionymidae. Gene Ontology annotation, biological process: glutathione metabolic process. Gene Ontology annotation, cellular component: mitochondrion; peroxisome. The transcript has 7 exons. Bases 153 to 845 code for a protein of 230 amino acids.
AAAUAAAACGAGUGAAUGUUUCUGCGACAGUUUCAGAACACCACACGAGUUUUGUUCGCAGCCGUUACGAACUCAGAUGAGCGGUAUUAAUGAUUGCAUAAUGCACCGUCACGGUUCAACUUUGACCCACUGAGCAGCGCAGUGCUGGAAAGAUGUCGUCCAAGUCGAAGAAGCUGGUGGAGCUCUUCUACGAUGUGGUUUCUCCCUAUUCCUGGCUCGCCUUCGAGGUCAUGUGUCGGUACCGAACCGUGUGGAACAUUGACUUGAAGCUGAGACCCGCGUUCCUGGGGGGCGUCAUGCAGGGAGCCGGGAACAAGCCGCCUGGACUCGUCCCAAACAAGUUUCUGUUCAUGACUCGGGACCUGGAGCGUCUGGCGGAGUAUUUCAACGUCCCCCUGAAGCCGCCGUCUGAUCCCUUUGAGGCCAUGUUCCAGAAAGGAUCCUUGUCUGCCAUGAGAUUCGUAACGGCAGUCCAGCAGACGGAGAAGGACGGAGACAAACGAGUGGAGCAGGUGUCCCGAGAGCUGUGGAGAAGAAUCUGGAGCCAAGACCAAGACAUUGUGGACCCGGAGUCCCUGACCCAGGCUGCUGUGAGAGCUGGACUCUCCGAGACGGAGAUUCAGGACCUUCUGAAGCUCUGCUCCACCCAGCCCAUCAAAGACCAACUGAAGACCCAAACUCAGGCGGCGCUGGAUUACGGGGCUUUCGGCUUCCCCAUGAUAAUUUGUCACCUGGACGGGAAACCGGAGAUGUUUUUCGGGUCGGACCGGUUCGAGCUGAUGGCUCACUGCAUGGGUGAGAAGUGGCUGGGACCUGUACCGGACCAGCCGACGGCCCGACUGUGAGCCGGGCGGCGCCAGUCCUCCUGUGUGUACUGGCUGACGCCACACUGCAGCGUCGCCUCUCAGAUCUCAUUCAUUCAUCCGUGAUCUUCCCAACUAAAC